GUUGAUUUGUUUAAUCUGUAAUAGUAAAAAUGGUAAUGCAUUUUGAUCAAAGAUGCACUGGUGUUAAUUACGAUGGUGAAUACCUUAGUGUAUAAACUAUAAGCAAAACGGGAACAAAAUAACAACAUUUGUUUCUUUAUGGAUAAAAACUUGAAAUUUCAUAUGCUUGAUUCAGACAGUAUAGAAUUAUUCAAUUCAUUAUCACCAACCAAAAGUAGAUCAACUGAAAAGAAUAAACUUAAAAAUAGUACAUUUGGAAAAGAUCACAAUUCAGUAGAUCAACUGAUUACAAGUAGUAACGCUAGUAGUGGAUACUGGGAAGAUUGUGAUUCACUUGUUACAAGUGAAUAUGAUGUUUUUGGAUUGAAUUGGACAACUUGUCAUCAAAACGCUAGAAUAAAAUGCAACAAAUUGAAACAUCGACCACUGCCAGAUGCGACUAAUCAUUCAUCACUAGUUAGAACUCGAAGUUUCCAUGUAAAACCAAACGAUUACAUCAAUAAAAAUUCAUAUGAACAGUAUACAAGAGAUCAUUAUUCAGAUUCAAUUCUCAAUACUUACUUUGAAGAUAUACAACUUACAACAGACUCUCAAAAUAAAGCAGCUACUAAUAUACGUCAGUCGUCGUUAGAAGAUAAUAAUCAUCUAUGUAUACCAAAUGAUUCACUGAGUGGACUUGAUUCGAUUGAAUCAGAUUUUUUAUUUUGUCAAAACAGUUGUUCAUCUGUAAAUCAUAUUCAGUCAUGUCAACGUAUUUCCUCUGAAGUACAGAAUGUUGAAGAGAAAACUUUUAAAUACUUAAGUGAAUGGGAUGAUAGUGGAGAUGAAGAUAUUAUAAAAGGAGCAGAACCAAAAACUAAAUUUGAGGCUGCGUUAAGAAGAGCUGAAGAGAAAAAUAAAAAACGAAUGGAACUGAUAACUUCUAAAGACUUUUCAACAUCAGAUAAUAAAAAGAUGCCUGAAUGGGGUUCACCUAUCCAAAUAAGGAAGAAUGCUGAUCAAAGUAGAUUUAUGGAAUGUUCUCUUUCAUUAGAUAUUCCGGUGAGCAACAGCAGUUCUCCGAAAAUAAGUAGACCUUCUGAUCUUUGUCGCGAAGUUGAAGAAUGGUUGGAAUCAAGACCAUCAUGGAUUGACCAAAAACAUCAGAAAAAUAAUCCAGCGUUACAAAUUUGCUUUUUAAAUAUAUCUGAACAAAAUUUGUUCUCUUCCAUGGAAGCAAUAGUUGCUGAACCUUAUUUGGACAAUAAUGAUCAUAGAACUGGACAAAAUAAUAUAGAAACUAAUGUAUUUUCAACUGUUAACUGUAUUAAAACAAAUGAUAGUAUUCAAACAAUUAACUCAUUGAAUGAUAAUGAAAUUAGUUUUAAUAGUACUGAAGAUUAUGAUGAUAAUAAUUCACAGAGACUAACAUUGAAUGGUAAUUCAUCUUUUGUAAAUCAUAAAAAUGAAAAGAAUCGUACAAGUUCAUCAAUAUCUGGAAGAUCAUCUUUAUUAUUAGCUUUUGAAUCUUCAGUUAAUUUAAUUGAUUUAUUGAAUGAGAUCAAUAUGUAUUAUGAACGAUUAUUAGAUCAAUGUAGACAAGAUUGUUUUGAUGCACGAUCUGUUGUUUAUUUACAAGAAUUAAUAAAGAAUCAUAAACGAUUUCAAACAGAAACACAAAUUGCUAUUAUUCAGGUUCCAAAAAUAUCCGCAAUGCAAGCAGAAGUUGAACGUACAAAAAUUUCAUCGAUAACUCCAAAUAUAGCAACAUUACUUCGAGUUGACUAUAGGAAGUUUCAAAUAUCCAAAGAAGAAUUAAUUCAAUUCUCUAUUUCUCAACUGAAAGUUAUUAUGAAUGAUUUGCAUUCUAGAAUCGAAAGUGAGAACAAUAGUUUUGAUUGUAUUUAUUCUCGUCUUGAAUAUUGUAUAACAGACUGGAAUUCAGUAGUCUAAAUUGUUAAAAAAAAUUAUUAUGAAGAACUAUCUUCACAUCGAAUAAACAUUCUUAAUGACAUUGUUGGUGCAUUAAGUCGAUAUUGGAAAAUAUCUAGGAAAAAUAAUAUCAGAUUUUAUAAGUUUGUAAUGAUCCAUAACAUUUUAUGGUCGGAUAAAACUGGUCUAAACAAUUCUCUCAUGUUGUCAUUAGUCGAAAGAGAUGAGUUGCACCUAGAACAAGGUGGUAAAUUAAUUGCUUUAGAAGAUAUCAAGUCCUGGAUUAAAGAACUCAGUAUUCGUUCAUCAAUUCCUCAAGUUAGACGACAAUUAUUUCUCAAUCUUUCAAGUAAUUUAUCAAAUAACACAUACAGUAAUGAUAUUUUUCCUAAACCUCAAACUAAACAUAACACUUUACCAAAAAGACCUCAAUGGAUGACAUCCUUAUUUGGUCGAGGAUCACAGCGACAUACUCUCUCAUUAUAAGAUUAUAUAUUAAUUUUCUUUUUGUAUAUCUCAGAUUUCAUAUAUUUCCCUAAUUGAAAAAUUUAUGAUCUUCAUAAAUAUGUCUUGUUCAUUCCUAAAUCCUUCUUCUAUUUAACUUGUCUAAUUCCCAUCCUAAAUUGAUCAGUACUUGUGCAGCUAAUCAUUUUUCUUCAAUUAUCUAACAGAGUAAUUGAUAUAUGACAGGAUCUAAAAUAAUCUGUUAAAAACAAAGUCAGAUGAAACGUCAAAUUUAUCGAUCAGAAACUUCUUUUUGUUUUGCCAUCAUAAUGUUUAUUUCUAUGUUAAUAUAUAUGAUGAUUCGUCUAUUUACUUUUUCUACAAUAUUUGAAACUCAUUGUUGAAACUACUAUUAAUAAUAAAUAAAGUUUGUUAAUAUGUUACAACACAAUACUUUUCAUUAGAACUGUCUUUAUUAUCUUUAUAUGUGUACGUUGAUUUUAUGCCAAAAGUACAGUAAAGAUGAAGGAAACACAACAACAAUCAUUCAACCGAACAGAUAAUCAUGUAUGUUCACUAGUCAUUAGUUUGUUAAUGAAUUCCGUUAGUAUUUUUUUAUGAGAAGUCACUACUGGUGUCGUUUAAUCAUAUGAAGAUUAAGACAGAUAUAUUUAAUGAUCGUCGUUUUUUUUGAGUUAUGAGUUAAACUACUCUUAAAAUGUUAACCAUUGAAUUUUAACUAUAUGGUCGGGAAAUAUUUUUCUUGUCGUCAAGAUAUCUAAUGUGUACACCGUUAAAGAGUUCACUAAAUUAAAAAGAAACUAUUUCUCAUUACUCCUUGUUUAUUAACAGUUCUUUAGCUAAUGACAAUCAGCCAUAACUAAUGUAGAAUUGAAUGCAUAUAUAUAUCAGUCCCACUUGUCGCAUUACAUCAGCAUAGCGGUAUGAAGGUAUCAAGAUAAAUGUGAAAAUAAUUAAAACAGUAACAAUAUUGAUGGUAAAAAAGCGCACUUGGAAUAGACAUUAUGAUUCGAGUAGAAUGAAGAAAUUCAUAGAACAAGACAGUAUAAGGUGAUUUUAUAACUUAAGAUCUCAGGAAAGAUAAUGACAAUGUAUUUGUGCUAUUUUGAGCUAUUUUAAGUCACAUCACCCGACGUUUCUAGCCAUUAAUUAUGAGCUGAUGACAAGUUAUGGUUAAAACUAUUCAAAAUCAUUUUUGAAAGUUAAAAAAAAUAGUACAUAUCCAAAAUAUGAUUGUACAGAGUUCAAAAUGACUUCACUUAAUAGACAGGUUACAUGGUUCAUUAUGAAAUGAUUUCUGAUUAAUAUCAGUGUACAAAUGUAAGACAUAUACAUUUUAUUCUUAGUGAUAAUAAGGUUGUACAUUUUGAUUUCCUUGGUAACCUUUUAUUAUUGAUUCAUAUGUUGAUUAGUAUCAAUUUAUCAAAAACUAACUUCAAAUACGUAGCUUCAAUGCAUACGAAUUAUUACUAAUGGUGAAGUAGAUUUAAAAAAACUCGGAUUUACACUACAACAUAAGGAUUUAAAACUAUUUCGCCUCAAACUAGAAACAUGAAGAGCCAUCAAUCAUAUAAAUAGCAAUGAUGUUAUUCAUUAAUGUGAAAUACUAGUAUAGAGUGUUAACAUGUCACCUUUCUUAUUAAGUAUUCAUCCAUUGAAACAUCAACUUCGGUGGCUGAGAUAUGUUCUACGAAUGUCGUCCCAAAAAAUUCCACGUCAUGCGUUACCGAUUCUCGGGCCGGUUAGAAAAAGCAGAAAGGUGGUGAAUGUAUGACAUGGU
Molecule: messenger RNA, 4156 nt
Organism: Schistosoma bovis
Lineage: Eukaryota; Metazoa; Platyhelminthes; Trematoda; Strigeidida; Schistosomatidae
Source: the annotation of a GenBank genome assembly